Messenger RNA from Verticillium alfalfae VaMs.102, 2244 nucleotides. RefSeq lists its product as hypothetical. Lineage: Eukaryota; Fungi; Ascomycota; Sordariomycetes; Glomerellales; Plectosphaerellaceae. Bases 49 to 2244 code for a protein of 731 amino acids. Gene Ontology annotation, biological process: protein phosphorylation. The record is from RefSeq and is a predicted model, not a curated record. The transcript is spliced from 2 exons. Gene Ontology annotation, molecular function: protein kinase activity; ATP binding.
GCAGUUUCUGUCUAUUUUCCAUCGAACGAACAACGACAGCGAUAUCUCAUGGCCCAACAGAGGAGCGUAGAGGAGCUACAGAAGCUCCUGGACGAGGCUUUGCAGCGCGCCGAAGAAGCAGAGAUAGGACGACAGGCAGAGCGACAACGCGCCGAGGACGAGCGACAACGCGCCGAGGCUUCGGAGGAACAAACACGAUUUACAACACUACACGAAUACAUCGCAGCCUGCCAUGCAUCUGUUUUCUCCCGGUUUGUCAUCGAAACUGAUCCAAAAUUGACCUCGAGGGGCUCCAUCACAAAUCCCCGUGACAAGUGGUGUCCUGCAAAUCUGCGGCCAUGGUCCGACUUCAUUGAUCAACAGAAGCUCACUUUCGGUACACUCUACGAUUCCUUUCCUACCGACCGCCGCGUUUUCGAGAACCGAAAUUUCCUGGACGUCUUGGGCAACAGGGUCUCUCAACGGCCGAUAGCAGACGAGAAGACGCUCGAAUAUUUCCUGCAUAAUAGCGUGGAGGAUCCGGUCAGGGCCAUCAUUCAUCAACUCAAAAUGGUGGAAGAGGUCAGCAGGGCAUUUCAGAUUGGAGAUGGUGUUGUCUUUGACAACCAUCCCUAUGCCCUCAGCGAUGUCGCCGAAGAAGUCGUCGAUAGGGAGACCCAGUCGACGCGACCACGGACACCAGACCACCGAGGUGAUCUCAAUCAGCUGCGACCGGAUCAAAUAUGCGUGUAUCGAUCCGACAAUGCCCUGUCUUCCCUGCGCACUAUGGUGUACAUAUCCGAAUAUAAGCCGCCCCACAAGCUAACGGCGCCACAUCUUCGUCUCGGACUCCGCGCUAUGGACAUCUACAAGGAAGUUGUAAAUCGAAAGACGAUUCCAACUUCUGCAGACCCCGACGCGCGUUUCCAGUAUCACGCGGAGAGGCUGACGGCAUCUGCAAUCACGCAGACCGGAACCUGGUCCGGAGUCUCAGCCCAUCCAAACAACCUGCCAAUCUGUACGGCUGUCGGUCAAUAUCUGGCGUUCACCCUCAUGGCUCUUGGUUCGCCUGGACAACAACGGACGCAUGGGCAGGAGGAACGUCGGAGAGCGAUGGAGCACUUGAAGACGUGGGCUGAGGACUUCGAAACGACAUUGCGUUCCAUCCCGGAAAAUGAACGAUCGGCAUCAUCGGACGACUCACCUGGUUAUGAACCUACCACCUACAAAGGCGUUGAUCGGUCACCGGCCUUGCCCCGCAGAAGGAGACGUCGAGGUGCUGAGACUCAGGUUGGCGAGAAGUCGCUGACGAAGGACAAUAGGCGGGAACCAUCUGAUGACGAGUCGGCACCCAAGCCACCGGACACGCCUACGCCCAGCGGACGAAAUGCAAGACCAGGAACUAGGCGGAGUCAGCGGCUGGCGCCACGGCCGCGCGGAGGAGGCGGCGAGCAGGAUCGGCAGUACUGUACGCAGAAAUGCCUUCUCGCGAUGGUCAGAGGUGGUUUUCUCGACUUACAUUGCCCGAACGUGGCACUUCACCACAAGAGCUGUGUCUCCGCCCGCGCACGUCAUCCUGUCGAUCAUGUGGAAUGGCUUCGCCUACUGCGGAAGCAGCUAGAACAGUCUCUUGACGACGGGAUCAAGCCAUUAGGGGAGGGUGGCGCACGGGGCGUGCUUUUUCAAGUGACUUUACUUGCCCACGGCUACACCUUUGUCAGCAAGGGCACCGUGCCGGCUUUCAUCACAGAUCUCGAGCACGAGGCUUCGGUUUACGACCGUCUCAAGUCUAUUCAAGGCGCCAACGUGCCUGUAUUCCUGGGUGCUAUCGACCUCCGAUCGAUGAACAAGACUUACUACUACGACCAUCGGGUCUACGUGGUGCAUAUGACAUUUUUGUCAUGGGGAGGUUGCAGCAUCGGCAAAACAGAGAAAGUGGGCGACACAAACAAGUCGCUCGAAAGUGAGGCCAUUCAAUCCCUGAGAGCCUUGCAUCGAGAGGGGGUGAUCCACAAGGAUGUGCGACUUGCGAACAUGUUGUUCAACCCUGAGACCAAUAGGGUUAUGUUCAUCGACUUUGAACGGGCCUUGCUACUCAAGCCGCCCCGGCGUCCGUUGGCGCAGCUGGUGCCAAACAAGCGAGCGUGGAAGUCUGAGAUGAUGAUGGAUGUCAACAAGGCGACUGAUGAUUCAAGCAGACAGAUUGGGUCAAGUCAAAGUUUUUCAGAGGAUAUUUCAAUGGCAAAGAUGGCUUUCUUUGCAUGA